AUGGACUGUACCAAGUCUCCGGAAGCCAUGCAGGAACAAAUACUCCAAUCGAUUCUCUUAUCCGUCGGAGUGAAAGACUCGGGACAGGUACAGAUUCUAGCCGAGCGGGAUGUUUCCGUCUACAGUGUCUCCCGCGUGCAUCAGGUCGCCGCGGUGGGGCACAAAAUUAUUUGUGCCGCCCGCGAGUACGUCGCGGAACAAUUACAGAACGCCAUGGACGAGGUCCGGGCCAAGUUACCCCCCGACGUAUCCAAAGACGACGCCGCCACGCCGUACGAGAAAGACGCCACUGUACAGUUCUGGUUGGACGCUCGUGUGCGCUUGGAAGGGGAAAAAGUCCGCUCCCGGCCCUGGCAAUACGUAUUCAUCCAAAGCAAACUGCCCAACGCGUUCGUGACAGAAAUAUUACCCCAACGCAUCUUUAUUACAACCGCCAUGUUGGAACUCACCACCAAUGCGGACGAACUCGCCCUCAUUCUCGGACACGAAGUCUCCCACCUCAUUUACGGACACGUCAGUCAAGCCAACCAGGUCGAAACCAUGUUGCGCACGCUGGAAGUCUUGUUGCUCACCGUGGAUCCCACCUCCGGUGUACUCGCUCUGGGAGUCAUCGGCUUGCUAGCCGGAUUGCGCAAGGCGGCCGCCGCCGCUUUUUCACGCGAACACGAGCAAGAAGCGGAUGAUCUGGGAUUGAUCAUUGCCGCCCGGGCCUGUUUCGAUACCGUCAAGGGCGCCGAAGUCAUGCACGCCAUGCAUCAGCACAGUAUCAGUGCGGGGACGGAACUCGUCCGGGACAGCAAUCUCGUACGCUUGUACGAUACCCACCCACCCUCGUUGGAACGGUACCGACUUUUGAAGGAAAAAUCCGUCGACGAGAAUUAUACAAAAUACUUGGAUCGACAGUGUGCCACCGUCUCGAGUCGCCUGCGGGAAGCCUUGUGGGGAAGUCCUUCCCCCAAGCCACCAAAAAACGGUACCGUAGUGGAGAAAAAGUAA
Phaeodactylum tricornutum CCAP 1055/1 is the source of this 996-nucleotide messenger RNA. RefSeq lists its product with no specific name. The transcript has a single exon. Gene Ontology annotation, molecular function: metalloendopeptidase activity. The record is from RefSeq and is a predicted model, not a curated record. Gene Ontology annotation, cellular component: membrane. The coding region runs from base 1 to 996 and encodes 331 amino acids. Lineage: Eukaryota; Bacillariophyta; Bacillariophyceae; Surirellales; Neidiaceae.